Chlamydomonas reinhardtii is the source of this 3304-nucleotide messenger RNA. RefSeq lists its product as uncharacterized. The transcript is spliced from 7 exons. Lineage: Eukaryota; Viridiplantae; Chlorophyta; Chlorophyceae; Chlamydomonadales; Chlamydomonadaceae. The record is from RefSeq and is a predicted model, not a curated record. The coding region runs from base 780 to 2888 and encodes 702 amino acids.
GUUGGGCAGUCGAAUAUAUCUUGUGGCCGGCAAAUUGACACAGCACAGCGGCAGGGGCUCGCGAGCGGUUUGCACACGGCACAUCAACGAGGGCACAAUAUGCCAGUGAGCCACAGCUUCUGGCAUGCAAAAGAAUCAAAUUCAGGCAGCGGGGAGGCAACAGGGGCGGCGGGGGGCAUCACACUGCACAGGACAGGACCGGGGCCAGUUACACGGCACACUAUCGGAAGUGGUCACCUGGUCUUCGCCAACACGGAGCCCAGGCCAACACCUAGCGUGACGAUGCCCGACCGUAGCACGCAAGCGAACGCAAAAAGGACUGUUCUGCUUUAGGACAGGUUCUGGUGUAGGACAAGUUAACUGACGUGCCCAGGCCCUCGGCAACCUGACUGUGCGGCGUGCACUGGACAGUUCCCAUUCCACACUGAAGCGCCUGGCGCCCUUCGCACCAACCCGCGAUGCUAGCUUUAUGAUGUCAUGCCAAGCCGUGGCAUGCAGGGGGCCAUUGGAGCCAGGCCGGCGCGGGCAGGUGAAGACUUGACAUGGCAGCUGCAGCAGCGGCGGCGGCAGCGCUCGGCGGCGGCAGUUGCACGCGUCGGCUCCGCCGCUGCCCCGCACCCGCGCAGCUGAUGCUCUUGCUCCUACCCCUGAUGCUCUCAACGGGAGUUUCCUCAGUCGCCACUCGCACAGCUGACGCAGGGACGCGCGGCAGCGGCGCAGGUGCGCUGCAUGCUGGCGGCUCGGCACCAGAGCACCUCAGGGAACAGCAGCAGGCCCCAAUGCAGCUCGGACGCGCACGAUCAGAGGGCACGGAGCAGGCCGGCCAGUAUGCAGCACUGCACCCGCUCACCUCUAAGAAUGUUCCAGCACGUUCUGCCUCCGAUGAAUCUAGCGCAGAGGGUGUAGAUAUUGCACGGGCGAGCACGGAGAACGAUGGCAGUGGCAGCGGAACUAGCAGCGGCAGUAGCAGCGGAAGCUCCGCUCGGCGUCUGGCGGCAACCAGGGCAGGCAGCGGAGCUGAAGGUGAAGGCGGCGAGGGUAAGCAGCAGCCCGCGCUUGUGGAUGGGACCAACCGCAGUAGCAGCAGCGCUAGCACCGCACGCCACGACGGCAUCAGCGACGACACUGGCGUGGCCGCACAACGGCUGCUGCGGCCGGCGGCUACAGCCGCCGCACCGCUGCCGAAGCCGGAGCCGCGCCCGCAGCAGCAGAACCAGGAUCCCGAUGCUAUGGAUCAUGGGGAGGCGGAUCCGAUGGUGGUGGUGGUGCCGCCGUACGAACAGUUCCGGUACGACAUCGCCAUGAGCACUGGAUCCAGGCCGCAGUACGGCGCCACCUUCUCCACGUGCCUGGUGGGCCUGAUGGCGAGCGGCGCCAUGGGGGCUGCCCGCCGCCUGCACCUGCUGCUGAGCGACGGGUCGCUGCUAGCCCGCCACUCGCUGCUGUACAACCUAGCACACAUGCCAACUGCCGUACGACUGAGCCUGUACGAUAUGGAGGGCGGGUCGCGGUCCAUGCGCGCGCGCAACGUGUUCUACCAGCUACUUCUGACCCCGGACCUUCCAGCACCUUCCGGCCCCGCCACACCUCCAACGCUGACGACCGUGGCAGACGCAGCAACUGCGGUUGUCAAAGACCGCACCCGCUCUAGCGGCAGCAGCACCACCAGCACCACCAGCACCAGUAACCAAGUCAAGGGCCCGGUAGCCGCCACCGAACCCGCCGGGCGCCGGCGAGGGGAGGAGCGCCUGCUGCAGGCGGCGGAGGCAGGGGUGAAUCCUGUUGACGGUGAUCGCGAUAUCGGUGGCGGUGGCGGUGGCGGUGAUGACUCCGACCCGCACCUGAGCAACCUGCCCACGCUGCUGCUCGAAGAUGAUGUGUGGCCCGUAGACGACUUCCCGCGCAAGCUGCAUGACGUGGUGGCCCAGGCCGCACGCCGCACCCGGGGCGGCCCCUUCGCCAUCAAGUUGUACCUCAGCACCAGCAUUCCUAGCGCUGCCGCGGCCGGCCCCGGCAGUAGCAGCCCCGGCCCCAGCAGUAGCAGCAAUGCCCGCAGCAUCCGCAGUAGCAAGUCUGCGGCCGGAGGCGCCGGCAGCAACAGGAAGAAGGGCGGCAGCAUGAAGUUCGGCACGCUACCAGAGAUAAGGCGCCUGCACGCGCUGACGUGUAGCAACGUGCAGCCCACCUCGUUUGAAGCCGUGCUCGCGGCGGGCCACGCGGCGGGCGCGCGGGCGGGGCGGCGCGACGAGCCUGGCGGCGUGGGGCGUGCCGUCAUGGUCAGCGUCAACGCCUCGAUCCCUGAGCGCUACCGCAUCAAGCCCCGCACAUACAAGUGGGGUGCGCAGGGCUUGUACCUCAGUGACGGGCGGCUGAGGCGGCGGCUUGCGGCUUGCUUCUUGCAGUACACCGACCAGAAGUAUGAACGACAGCGGCGGUACAAGGACUGGCCCCUGAAGAUGUGUCUGGGGGAACUGUCGGGCAUCUCACCCGACCAGGACAGCAACGGAAACAGCAGCAGCAGUAGCAGCGGUGGCGGCAGCAACGGCGGCGGCGGCGGUACCGGUGGCCCAGGCCGGCACCUCACCGGCAAGCGCAGCCGCGGACACAGCAGUAGCGCAGACGCCGCCAGGCCUACCUUGAACCCCAGCACCAGCACCAGCACAAACUACCUCCAGGAGUCACAGCCGCACCAGCCGCACCAGCAGCAACCGCCCCGUGCCUUCCCGCGUGUGACCGUGUUUGACAGCGGCCGCUCCCUGCUUCAGCACGUGGGCGCCGCCUCCAGCCUGUUUGGCGGCGCGGCGGACAACGGGCGCUACCACCGCGCCUGCAGCUUCCCGUUCCUGGAGAAGCUGCCCGCGGAGGACGAGCCCGGCGACUGGAUCUGACCGCGACGUGACGUGCGUGACGGCCAGUGCUGCUGCGCUGCUGGGAGUGACACCGGUGUGUGUUUGUUUGUGACGGUGGAUAUAGGGCCUGGGGGGUCGGAGGGCGGGUGGUGGGGUUGCUGGCGGGGUUGCUAGCAGGGCUGUUGCCUGCGUGCAUGCUGCUUCAGAGGAGUGAAUCUCUGAUCUCAGGCUUGGCUGGUCGCUGGGAUGGUCAAGGCAUCAAGCGCGGAACGCACGGGCGGAUGAAUGUGAGGUUGGAGGCCGCCUGUACAUUGGUGCCGGCGCGGUGCCAUAAGGUUGUGCGGCGCAAGGUGCUGCGAGGGUCCGUGCCUCAGCGAUCUGUGGUCCUGAUGGCCGCGUUAACAAAGCUCUGGCUCGUGAUGGAACAUGGCAAGGGGCAGGAAAGCGUAGUCCCG